Messenger RNA from Paracoccidioides lutzii Pb01, 378 nucleotides. RefSeq lists its product as hypothetical. The coding region runs from base 1 to 378 and encodes 125 amino acids. The record is from RefSeq and is a predicted model, not a curated record. The transcript has a single exon.
AUGCCGAAGGGGGCUCUAAUAAACCUGCCGAUCCCAAAUUCUUGCUAUUCUGAAGGUGGGAUUCGAACCUACAAACGUUGUAUCUCGGCAGGAAUGCUCCCCGGCACUCAAGUGUCUGCUUGGAAGGCCUUCUGCCGUGGAUGGCGUUUACCACUACGCCAUCCGGGUCCGAGUUGCGAGAGUCGAGUAGACCCUAAACAAAUAGGCCGUUGUUUCUUCCAGUUGCGAGAACAGUACAACGGUACAGAUAACCCACUGGCCUCCGUAAUCCGCCGUUUUGACAAAUCCAAGAAUAUCUACACCAGCAUAAACCCAGAGAUAGAAGCGCGUUUCAAUCAUUCCGAUUCCGAGGCUGAUCAUCAGUUUUGUUGUUCUUAG